This is a messenger RNA of Cololabis saira (Pacific saury), 3069 nucleotides long. Its product is annotated as potassium voltage-gated channel subfamily KQT member 2-like. The record is from RefSeq and is a predicted model, not a curated record. The transcript is spliced from 18 exons. Gene Ontology annotation, biological process: transmembrane transport; potassium ion transport. Gene Ontology annotation, cellular component: membrane. Gene Ontology annotation, molecular function: voltage-gated potassium channel activity. The coding region runs from base 1 to 2775 and encodes 924 amino acids. Lineage: Eukaryota; Metazoa; Chordata; Actinopteri; Beloniformes; Belonidae.
AUGGUGCAGAAACCUCUCAACGGCGGGGUCUUCCCAACUCAGGCCGGGGAGAAGAAGCACCGGGUGGGCUUCGUGGGCUUGGACCCCGGGGCCCCCGAUGGGGCCCCCGACGGGCCGGGGGCCCCCGACUCCAGCAGGGACGGGGCGCUGCUCAUCGCGGCUCCAGAGAGCAGUAAGCGGGGCAGCAUCCUCAGCAGACCCCGCUCCAGCAUCUCCGGCAGACCCGGCAGACCCAGACCCAACAAGAAAAACGCCAGCUAUCGGAAACUGCAGAAUUUCCUGUACAACGCGCUGGAGAGACCGCGGGGAUGGGCGUUCAUCUACCACGCUUAUGUCUUCCUGUUGGUCUUCUCCUGCCUCAUCCUCUCAGUCUUCGCCACCAUCAGAGAGUUUAAGGACAGCUCAGAGAAUGCUUUGUACAUCUUGGAAAUUGUGACGAUUGUGGUGUUUGGAGUGGAGUACAUUGUGAGGAUAUGGGCUGCUGGCUGCUGCUGUCGAUACAGAGGAUGGAGAGGGAGGCUGAAGUUCGCCAGAAAGCCCUUCUGUGUCAUAGACAUUAUGGUGCUGAUUGCGUCAGUAUCGGUGCUGGCAGCAGGGUCUCAGGGGAAUGUUUUCGCCACCUCAGCAAUCAGAAGUCUGAGGUUCCUGCAGAUCCUGCGGAUGCUGCGCAUGGACCGGCGUGGAGGAACCUGGAAGCUGCUUGGAUCUGUAGUUUAUGCCCACAGCAAGGAGCUGAUCACAGCCUGGUACAUCGGCUUCCUGUGCCUCAUCCUUGCUUCGUUCCUGGUCUACUCCGUGGAAAAGGAGUCAAAUGAAGAGUUUGAGACGUACGCCGAUGCUCUUUGGUGGGGACUGAUUACUCUCACCACAAUCGGUUACGGUGAUAAAGUUCCUAAAACCUGGAACGGGCGCCUGCUGGCUGCGACAUUCAGCAUGAUAGGUGUGGCAUUCUUCGCUCUUCCCGCUGGUAUCCUAGGUUCAGGCUUUGCCCUCAAAGUUCAAGAGCAGCACAGACAGAAGCAUUUUGAAAAGAGACGUAACCCUGCAGCCGGCCUCAUCCAGUCUACUUGGAGGUUUUAUGCUACCAACCUUUCCCGCACAGACCUGCAGUGCACUUGGGAUUUUUACGAGCAGACUGUGGCUAUCCCAAUGUACAGAAUUAUUCCACCCUUGAACCAGCUGGAUCUGCUGAGGAACCUGAAGGGCAAGUCAUUCAGAAAGGAGUCUCAGACAGAAACCUCCCCCAGUAAUGAAAAUGCACACAAAGACAGACUUUGUGGGUGCUGUCCGAGAAAUCUUAGUCGGAAGGCCAGUCUGAAGGACAAGGUGUUCCCCAGUCCUUCCAAGGCUCCUGUGGCCAAGGUGAAGGUCCACUCCCCGGGGCCGGAGGACGGGGCCGAGGCAAGUCCCAGCAAGGUCGCCAAGAGCUGGAGCUUCACGGAGAAGAACCGGGGGCCCAAGCACGCCUUCAGGGUCCUGGGCAAACAAAACUCAGAGGUGCUGAUUGAAAUGAGGGAUGAAGACUUUGGACACAGGAAAUCUCCAGGAAUUGAAGGUUUAAUAAAGGCGAGCAUCCCAGGAGAGGAAAUUGAUGAUAAAAGCUGCCACUGUGACUUCCUCAAUCAAGAAUUACCACCAGGGUUGAAGGUUACGAUUAGAGCCAUCUGUGUCAUGAAAUUCCUGGUGUCAAAGAGGCGGUUCAAAGAGAGCUUACGGCCUUAUGACGUGAUGGACGUGAUCGAACAGUACUCUGCAGGUCACCUGGACAUGCUGGCUCGCAUUAAAAACCUGCAGUCCAGAGUUGACCAGAUAGUUGGUAAAGGUCCUAAAGCCGAGGGAGAGGCAGCAGACGACCAGAGCAUGAUGGGACGACUUGGUAAAGUGGAAAAACAGGUGGUCUGUAUGGACAGGAAACUUGAUUUCCUGGUCAACGUAUACGUGCAGCGCAUGGGCAUUCCUUAUUCUGAAACAGAGGCCUUUUUUAACUCCAAAGAGCCGUACCCAGCCCCGCCUUACCACAGCCCAGAGGAGAUCAAGGAGGAGAAAAUAGAAAAAGAGGAGGUGAAAGUGGAAGAGCAGGUAAAGACAUGCUCAGCAGUAGGUGUGCUGUGCUCCGAUGGGUCUUUGGGAAGGAAAGAUCCUCUACUCGGUCAGUUUGCGGCAACAGCAGUGAGUACUCCGUCUGGCACCAACAGCCACCCGUCUACCUCCUGGAAGCACCAGAUGCAGCAUCCCCUCAGCCAGCCCGCCUGGGGCAGCAGCAUGGUCCACACCCCUUCACCGGUCGGCUUCGGCGACCAGUCCCCAACCCUGUUCCGCCUCCCACCUCCACCUGCUCCGGUCCAUGACCGAGCCUCCUCUGGACAGGGCGGGGGUGGAAGCGGCGGCCACGGCAGCGGCAGAGAGAGCAGCUCCCAGAGCAGGAGACGCCACCGGAGGCAGCGGUGCCAGCAGGACACCACCGCUGUGGAGAGCGACACCUCCCUCUCCAUCCCGUCCGUCGACCACGAGGAGCUCGAGCGCUCCUUCAGCGGCUUCAGCAUCUCUCAGGCCAAGGAAGACUUCUUUGGGCCGCCUUUCUUUACAGGCUCGGGAGGAGGAGGAAGUGGAGCAGGGACCGAACCGGGAGGCGGUGGACCUUCACUCUGUGCCAGGGUCAGACCUUUCAUAGCCGAAGGAGAAUCAGACACAGACUCUGACCUGUACGCUCCUUCCCCUCUGUCCUUCACUGGAGAGGUGACGUACGGGGAGAAAGGAUGGCCUGGGCUGAAGUAGGUCGGAGAACUACUCGGCUUCAGCACAAGAAGCGUGCGAGAGUCACAUAGCCAAAUGACAACUAUGUAGGGGAUUUUCAGUUAGAUGGCUUCAUGUGAAAGGUUUUUCAUUACUGACCUCAAACAAACUAAGAGAUCAUCCUUUAAACCUUUUAUGUUUGUAAGCAAACAUUUCAUAAGCAAUGCCUACUUACAGUUGCUUUGUAUACUUUUGAAUUAUUUAAAAAACAAAAAAAUAGCUAUUUAGGAUUUUUUUAAACUUAGUUUAGGGCAUUUUUUGGUUGACUAUUUUAGU